AGGGAUAUCCCAGGACUCCAAGCAAAGGACAGACUGUCUGCUGUCCGGGUGCUGUUCAUUAAUGGAGUCUCUGAUUCUGUGCUGAACCAGCUGCUGGAUAAACUCCUUCAGCACGGUGCUAUGAUUAAUGAGGAGAUGCAGACAGCAAAGACGAAGCCCAGAGCAGAGAAAGCUCCAGAUGUGAUUGAUACUGUUUGGUGGCUGGACGAAGAAAUCCUCCAGAGACAAAAGCUGUCCCAGACAGGAAUCUUCAUAGAAGGAUAUCCCAGGACUCCAAGCAAAGGACAGACUUUCAUUAAUGGAGUCUCUGAUUCUGUGCUGAACCAGCUGCUGUAUAAACUCCUUCAGCACGGUGCUAUGAUUAAUGAGGUGAUGCAGACAGCAAAGACGAAGCCCAGAGCAGAGAAAGCUCGAGAUGUGAUUGAAACUGUGAUGAGGAAGGGACAUGAAAGCAGCAAAACUCUGAUAGAGGCUCUCAGGGAGCCUAAAGGCUUCUUCUGUCUGAAUGGCUGUGAGAAGUUGUGGGAGGAGGGACAGGCUGCUCUGGAAGUGCUGGGAAGGCCACAGCUGAGGGAACAGCUUACUGAGCAGAUUCUUCACAGGAUGCUGAUUCUGGAGUGA
Menidia menidia (Atlantic silverside) is the source of this 621-nucleotide messenger RNA. The record is from the annotation of a GenBank genome assembly. Lineage: Eukaryota; Metazoa; Chordata; Actinopteri; Atheriniformes; Atherinopsidae.